This is a messenger RNA of Drosophila grimshawi, 3499 nucleotides long. It is a transcript of the gene Gycbeta100B, whose product is annotated as guanylate cyclase soluble subunit beta-1. Gene Ontology annotation, biological process: cGMP biosynthetic process; response to oxygen levels. Lineage: Eukaryota; Metazoa; Arthropoda; Insecta; Diptera; Drosophilidae. The coding region runs from base 190 to 2559 and encodes 789 amino acids. Gene Ontology annotation, cellular component: guanylate cyclase complex, soluble. Gene Ontology annotation, molecular function: guanylate cyclase activity; heme binding. The record is from RefSeq and is a predicted model, not a curated record. The transcript is spliced from 18 exons.
CACACCAAAAAAAGCAAACAAAGAGAAACGUUUAAAUAUAAAUACGCGACUUAAAUCGCUCAGUAAUAAAAACAAGGCAAAUAUAAAUACAAAAGUAAUGUUCCGCAUUUGACUACAAUUAGUGCAACUGGAUUAAAACGCCAGCAAAAGUUUCCUUUAUAGCAGCUAAACACCAAAAAAGCUGUCAAAAUGUAUGGCUUUGUUAACUACGCCUUGGAGUCGCUGGUGCUCAAGCAUUUUGGCGAGGAAAUAUGGGAGAAGAUCAAAAAAAAGGCCAUGGUCAGCAUGGAGGGACAGUUUCUGGUGCGUCAAAUUUACGAUGACGAAAUCACAUACAAUCUAAUUGGAGCAGCUGUUGAGAUACUCAAAAUACCGGCUGACGAUAUUUUGGAGCUUUUUGGCAAGACAUUCUUUGAGUUCUGCCAGGAUUCGGGCUAUGAUAAAAUCCUGCAAGUGUUGGGUGCAACGCCGCGUGAUUUUCUACAGAAUUUGGAUGCGUUGCACGACCAUUUGGGCACCCUGUAUCCGGGCAUGAGAGCUCCAUCGUUUCGUUGCACGGAAAAGGACGGUGAACUACUGUUACAUUACUACUCGGAACGGCCGGGUCUCGAGCACAUUGUCAUCGGCAUAGUCAAGGCCGUUGCAUCGAAGCUGCACGGCGUCGAGGUGGAAAUUGAGAUUGUGAAACGCAAAGGUGAGCCCAUCGAUGAGGCUGAGAAGGAGCGAGCCUUGGCACGCGAACAGCAACAAUUGGACAUUGAGACAACAGCAGCAACCGCAUCGGAUGGCAGUGCUGCUGCAACAUCUACAACUGCAACAGUUCAAGUUGCUGCUGGCACUGCUGCAAAUAGCGAGCACAACAAUAAUCACAAUACCAGCAACAAUAAUGGUUCCAUCGCCGGCAACAACAACGCCAACGUCAACAUCAACAACAACAACGAUGGUCAGCAAAUCGCCAGUGAGCUGGCUGGCAGCGAACAAUUGGCGGCCACAUCGAAGGGAGCUGGCCUGAUGCCCAGUGGGCCUCUUGUGCAGGAUAGUUUCGAUUGCGAUGGCGGCAAGGAGCAGCAGUGCCUGCGCCUUCUGAAAAACAAGAGCGAUGACAUCGAGCGCUACGACCAUGUUCAGUUUCUGAUACGUGAAAUCAGUGUGGCAGCCAAAUCCCAGGCAGAUGCCAAGAAGGAUGAGGCAGCUGCGGCCACCGAUGACAUGGAGUUUCUCUGCGAAGCGCCCCUCAUCUCGCCAGCGACAUUCUGCAAGGUGUUCCCCUUUCACCUAAUGUUCGAUAGACAAAUGAAAGUCGUGCAGGCCGGCAAGGCCGUUUCCCGCGUUAUACCCAGAGUGGCCGAGGAGGACUGCUCACUGAUAGAGGUGGUAGAGGCCAUCAGACCACACCUGCAGCUCACAUUCGAGAACAUUCUGUCACACAUAAACACCAUCUAUGUGCUCCAGACGAGACAGGGCGCCAUGAGCAGCCGGCACGAGCAGCGAUUUCUGAGACUGAAGGGACAAAUGAUGUAUAUACCGGAGACAGAUCGCAUAUUGUUUCAGUGCUAUCCCAGCGUCAUGAACUUGGAUGACUUAACCAAAAAGGGACUCUACAUUUCGGAUGUGCCGCUGCAUGAUGCGGCCAGAGAUUUGGUGCUGCUAUCCGAGAAAUUCGAGGCCGAAUACAAAUUGACCAAGAAUCUGGAAAUGCUGACGGAUAAGCUGCAGCAAACGUUUCGCGAUCUGGAGAGUGAGAAGCAGAAAACGGAUAGGCUACUCUACUCGGUGCUGCCCAAGUCUGUGGCGAAUGAGUUACGACAUCAGCGUCCAGUGCCGCCCAAGCGCUACGACUCCGUAACGCUCAUGUUCUCCGGCAUUGUGGGCUUUGGCCAAUAUUGUGCAGCCAACACGGAUCCCGAGGGUGCCAUGAAAAUUGUGAAAAUGCUUAACGAGCUCUACACGGUUUUCGAUGCCCUCACCGACUCCAAGCGCAAUCUGAAUGUCUACAAGGUGGAAACUGUUGGCGAUAAAUAUAUGGCCGCAUCCGGUUUGCCAGAUCUUUGCGAGGAUCACGCCAAGUGCAUGGCACGCGUCGCAUUGGAUAUGAUGGAUAUGGCCAAGAAUGUGAAAAUGGGCUCAAAUCCAGUACAAAUCACGAUUGGCAUCCACUCGGGCGAGGUGGUCACCGGUGUCAUUGGAAAUCGUGUGCCCCGUUAUUGCCUCUUUGGCAACACAGUCAACCUGACGAGUCGCACGGAAACCACCGGUGUGCCCGGUCGCAUCAACAUCAGCGAGGAGACCUAUCGGUUACUCUGCCAGGAGAUCAACCAGGACGAGUCCUUUCAGCUGGAGUAUCGUGGCCCGGUCAUUAUGAAGGGCAAGCCGACGCCGAUGGACUGCUGGUUCCUGACACGUGCCACCAGCAACACGACCAGUGGCAAUGGCAGCCUCGACUCGCCGCUGCUGCAACCCACAACGCCAACGGCGACAACGCAACGUCUGGCCAUGGGGCAACAUGCAAGCGUCUCACGUACGUCCUCGACGGGUCCUGUGGCGCCAAAGGAUGCAUAGAAAAUGCACAAGCAAUGAAAUAUUAUGCUCUAAGGCAAAAUCUAUGUGUGAUUCCUUUACUGCGACUGUCUGUCUGUCUGUCUGUGUGUCUGUCUGUCUGUCUGUCUGUCUGUCUGUGUGUGUGACUGUCUGUGUCUGUGUAUGCAUGUGUCCUGGCCACUUAACCACUUCAUUUCUAUGACUCUGCACUUAUCCUAUCUUGGCCCGCAUUUGUCCCGUGGAGCAGAAGCAGCAGCAGUUGGCAUCAGCCUCGUUUGGCUUCGUUGGCUCGCAAAAGGUAUCAUAAGUGUAAAGCAUCCCAAGCCAUAACUACUCGUAUGUUGUAAUUAGUAAGUAGAGAGAAAGCUGUGUUUAUUUGUGUGUGAAAGUUUUACCUGUAUAAAAAUUAAAAUGAAUUUUAUAUAUGUAUUCAACAAAGCUUUUUGAGUGUUUGGGAAUAUAUAUAUAAAUGAGAGGGGUUAAUACAUAUAUUUAUUUUUCUACUUUGUGAUGGUUUCUUAGGCUGAACUUUUUGUGCUUUGUACUAUAGAUGUAAUUUAUGUAGGCACUUCUCAUAUAAUUCUAAUUUAAAUAAGUAUAUAAAUUGUAUGCUAUAAUGCUCCUUUCGAAAUGCAGAAAACACUACAACAAAAAACUCAUAUGAACAAGAACUGUACAAAUUAUCUAUGAGUAUAAACCAUGUAAGGCAAAUAUUCUAAUCCACAAAUGUUUUUGGACUCUAAUUAAGCGAAACUCAUAAAUACUUAAGUAUACCACGAAAGGCACCAAACAGCUGUAGAAUAGUAUCUGAUAUGGGGAAUAGAUUACUAAACUCUACAUCUAUUGCGAAAUUCACAGCACUACUUCUAUACAGGACUUAAUGACCAGUAAACAAAAUGUUAGCAAAACUCAACAGCACCAAAAAUAAAAAGUCUUAUACAAGUAAAUAGCAAGUUAACCA